AUGCCUAAAAUCGAGAAGGCUCCUUCGUCGCACCGUAAUUCCAUCUCGACCGCAUCAGCAGCCGGGGGUAGCGGCACUCGAAGCUCCUCAUGGUCCGCCAAAGACGAUGAGAUCCUCAUCCAAGCCAGAGCCCAGGGCCUCAAUUGGAACCAGAUUGGACCAAAACACUUCCCCUCCAAGACGCCAAAUGCCUGUCGCAAACGACACGAGCGGCUGAUGGAGAGGCAAAACGCAGAGCAGUGGGAUGGUGUCAAGUUGGAUGUCCUAGCGCAAGCAUACAUGGACGUGCGGCGGGACAUGUGGAGUAUUCUCGCUGCUCGAGUCGGAGAGAAGUGGCAGCUUGUCGAGCAAAAGUGCAUGGAGAAAGGUCUGAAGAAUCUUAGCCAGGCUUAUCGGUCCGCGCAGAAGAAGCAGAACGACGGUACCUACCUCGACCACGAAGACAGCGGAAUUGGCGUUUCUGACCUCGAUGAAGAAUCAGAGGAUCUCCACCAUCACGUAGACAUGCCCAAUGUGUCUGCCCCACUCCAAUACACUACAUAUCCUGGCGGCUACCCUUCGCAACAGACACAAAGGGUGCCCAGUAUACAGUCUAUGCUGCAUCCACACCCACAUUCACAUCCGAUGCAGUACCCUUCCCAGCAUUAUUCCAACCCGCAAUGA
Cucurbitaria berberidis CBS 394.84 is the source of this 663-nucleotide messenger RNA. RefSeq lists its product as uncharacterized. Lineage: Eukaryota; Fungi; Ascomycota; Dothideomycetes; Pleosporales; Cucurbitariaceae. The transcript is spliced from 2 exons. The coding region runs from base 1 to 663 and encodes 220 amino acids. The record is from RefSeq and is a predicted model, not a curated record.